UCGAUUAGUCAAUCUAGUUUGUAUUUUGAGGCAAACUCGCUGCUGAAGGCAAACAAGCUUAACCUUGUUAAGGCUGGCUGGCGUUAGCUUUUUCUUUUAUCUUAAAACGAAACUUAUCCUAUUUCAUUCAAGCCUGUGUUGUUACCGGACCACCACAGGGUGCUAUGCUACCACAACGAUAUUACUGGAUGGAAACAAUGCAGCGAAGCCUAGAGUGGGCAAGGGGUACGCUCUUGAAUGUUGCUUCAGCAGACGGCCUGAUAGCUUAAGUGUCCGAGUUCAUCGAGGAGAUUCGCACCUAUGGUCGGCAUGCACAACAAACCAGUUCCGGUUACCAGGCUCCAUUGACUUGGACUGGAGCAAUGGGGGCUCCUCAUUAUCACAUCACCGGAGAGCAGCUGAGGUUUCUCAUGUCCUGUGCUUUCAGCCUCUCUCAGAUGGCUGAGAUUUUCCAUGUGUCCCGUUCCACAGUCAAACGGCGCCUACGACGCUUGAAUCUUUCACAGGCAGGGCGUUUUUCAGACUUGUCAGACACUGCUCUGGACGAUAAGGUUAAGGACCUUGUGGCUGGGAAUGACAGAGUUGGACCGGAGUCCGUCCGAGCACAACUGAGGGCAGAGGGAAUCCGGGUGCAGAGACGCAGAGUGAGGGACAGUAUGGUUCGCGUUAACCCGAGGGCGGUUGCCCUCAGAGCCAUGUCGCAGAGGCUGCACAGAAGGUCCUACUGUGUCACUGGUCCAAAUUCUUUAUGGCACCUGGAUGGAAACCACAAACUGAUAAGGUGGAGGAUAGUCAUCCACGGUGGCAUUGAUGGCUACAGUCGCCUUGUUGUGUUUCUCCGUGCUUCCAGCAACAAUUGCAGCAGUACUGUAAUGGACUGCUUCAUGAAAGCAGUGACCAGCACUGUACCCAGAGGUAUGGACGGGGCGGCUCAGGGCGGUGCGGCUCAGGGCGGGGCGGCUCAGGGCGGGGCGGCUCAGGGCGGGGCAGGGCGGGGCGGCUCAGGGCGGGGCGGCUCAGGGCGGGGCGGCUCAGGGCGGGGCGGCUCAGGGCGGGGCGGCUCAGGGCGGGGCGGCUCAGGGCGGGGCGGCUCAGGGCGGGGCGGCAGGGACACCUGUUGUUCACUGGCCAGAGAGAGUGACCAUACCUCCAAACCAGUUUACUUUGGGAAAUGCUCUCAUGCAAGUACUUGCCGCACAAAUCAAUCCCCUCGGAGGCCUCAGAACAGGCCUUGGAAUGGACAUCUGGCAAGAGGUCAUUCCUUUCCUGGAGUCCUCAAAUGA
Messenger RNA from Hypomesus transpacificus, 1283 nucleotides. RefSeq lists its product as uncharacterized. NCBI's taxonomy places the organism in Eukaryota, Metazoa, Chordata, Actinopteri, Osmeriformes, Osmeridae. The record is from RefSeq and is a predicted model, not a curated record. Bases 363 to 1283 code for a protein of 306 amino acids. The transcript is spliced from 5 exons.